ACUCUUGUUGCACAGGUUGUGAGCGAGGGUAAGAGAGGGAGGAGAGAUAGAGAGAUAAACACACUCCACCUAAAACGUCAAACACGAGUAAGUGUCAGACAGAAACAGGCAGAGAGGAAGAAGUGAGGGAACAGGGGAGAUAAAGGAUAGGAGAAAUAGCUGGCCGUGAGUGAAAGAGGAGAGGGACAAAGAUAAACAAAGAGAAGUUCAUCUGUUUUGUUUUUGAAGGGAGACAGUGGCAGAGAGGUAUAUAUAGAGAGAGGUAGACCCAGCAGAAGCAGGACUACUGUACAGUGUGUUGUGUUGGGACCUUCCUCCAGGGAGCCUAGUGGAGCAGAGCUUGGUGCCUGGUGAGAGAGUGACCCCCCUGGGACACAGACACAGCCAUGGAUCCCUCUGCGUUGGAUGAGGUUGGAGACGAGUGCAAGGAGAGCAGGAAGAUCCACUUUGCUGUGCAGUCCUCGGCACCCACCCAACUGGACCCCCGGCAAGUAGAGAUGAUCCGGCGCCGGCGGCCCACACCUGCAACACUGUUCAGAGUGGCAGACCAGUGUUCUCCUGAGGAUGAUCAGUCCAGCCACCAGUGGAUUGUAGGAGAGAAUGGGGUACUCAAGCCCAAGCGAGUCAACCCAAAUGUGUAUCAGCCACCAUCCCUGAAAGCCGUCCAGAAGAUGGCUGAGGCACACAUGCAGAACCUGGGUGUCUACCCCCCCUUGGAAGACCCCUUUGAGGGGGAGGAGUACGACGACUACCCCUGUCAUGAGGAGAGGGAGGAGAGAUUCCCCACCAAAGCUGCUGACCCCCAAGCGACCAGCACCACAGACCAAUCAGAGAAGCCGGAUGAAGAGGAAGAGGAGAAAGAGAAAGAAGAGGAGAAAGAGGAGGAAACGACAGAAGAAAAGACAGAGGAGAAGGCAAAGAAAGUGCGCAAAAGUGUCAAGUUUUAACACUACUUUGAAGGGAACAAAUGAAGGGAGAGAGAUGGUGGCAGAUGUGUGAACGACUGAGUGAAUGAAUGAGUGACUUUAAUGUGUGAACGUGUGAGUGAGAAAGAGAGCUUCUAAGUUUGAAUGGUAAGUAUUCAAAUUAAAUGAAUGAAUGAAUGUAGGUACUGUCUGCAAAUCUGUGAGCAAAGAAAUCUGGAAAGCGAGAGGGAGAGAGGGAGAGAGAAUGUAUAAUAGAUAUGGCCCUUGUGAAGAGGUGAGGAGUGGCUCCUUAGAACUAAUGAGACGAGUGGAUAGGUCCCCCUCACUGCAAAGCUAGUCUUCUCUUCCAUGUCAGGGGAACCAGCCAUUCACUUCUCACUUUCUUACUUUGCUCUUUGAUGUUACAAAGCAAUGGAAUAAUGGCUAGAAAUAAUUACACAGCACUCAAAAUAACUGCAAACAGACAAACAGCUUGAUGAACAGCUUCAGUAUAGAGCACACACACACACACACACACACACACACACACACACACACACACACACACACACACACACACACACACACACACACACACACACACACACACACACACACACACACAGAGGAGAUAUCUUCUCACUGUCAGUUCAGACUAUAUUCUAAAGCUGUUCCGUUACUGUGCAGAUAUGAUAAUACAGACUCCCUUUCAAAAUCACAAAGACCUGUAUAAUGUGUACCAAAUGUCACUCUGGCCUAGAUUGGAUAUCUGCAGCAUGAUCAUAUUGAGAUCUUGUUCUUGGAAGAAGUGGGCAGCUGCUGCCAUCUUGUGGCAAGAUAGGGGAUGUAGAAUAACCAGAGCAUGUGUAUUGACAUGGAUUUACAUACAAUAAACUGUGCACUGCAUAGGCCUUCAGAUAAUAUGCAUCUAUAUAAUUGAAAUGAUCUAGAUUUGCAAUGUAUUUGAAACAUUUAUUUGUGAUGCAUUUGAAGUUAUUUUUGGUGUCCAUCAAAGCUAUGUGUGUAAAUGAUGUACUCUGGGUGUAUGUGAGGAUUGCCAUGCUUUUGUAAAAGUAGUCCAAUUUAGUUUUUUUUGUGAGGAAAAAAAAUGUAUUCAUUUUGUAUGCAGAAUCAGAUUCGUUUUGUUUGUUUGAUUAAAUAAUUUCCUGUGUAAAGAUGCAUUAAUCAACUUAGCUGUAUAUGGUCUCUUUCUGUUGAACAAUUGUCACAACAUUUAGUAACCUUUUAGUCAUGACUUGGAUAACUGUGUUUUUCAUAUUCUCAUGGAAAACAACGCAGACAAUACAAUACAUAGUGACUCUCUUUCUCUUCCUGCUGAAAUGGAAUGACACAUUUGAAUAUUAAAAUAUUCACCCUCAGAAUGUCAUUACCAAUCAUAUACUCAUUGAUAAUGUCAGUCUAAUAAACCGUUUUCUUUAUUUCCAUCGCAUCUGUUCUCCAACUGCAGGAUUGCUUGAGUCAGCGGAAUAUAUUUUGAUAGUGGUACAGCUGAAUGUCUCAAUCUGUACCAAACUGCUAAUAUAUUGUAAUUGUUUUGAUUCUCUUUUUGUUGGACAAUUGAACAUGUGUAUGCUCUUCUCUCUUGCCUGGGUGUAUGGGCUGGGCAGCCCUUUAAAGUGUUGAGACAUAUGGCACCUACUCCCUCCAUUCUCUCACUGUCUGGCUGGAGUGAGCAUCCUCUCCUUCUCCAAGUCUCUCUAUCCUCCUCGCUCAAUAGGCGAGUGCCAUGGCAAGAAUGAACUCGAAUCGAUAAUAUUCUUCUUUAUUUCAUUAUUUUUUUCUGUUCUUGCUAAAGAUGUAGACAUUUCAAUGUGAGCCACAAUAACAAUAUCUAAAUAAACACAUUUUCCUGA
This is a messenger RNA of Oncorhynchus keta (chum salmon), 2779 nucleotides long. RefSeq names its product protein phosphatase 1 regulatory subunit 1B-like. The coding region runs from base 387 to 947 and encodes 186 amino acids. Lineage: Eukaryota; Metazoa; Chordata; Actinopteri; Salmoniformes; Salmonidae. Gene Ontology annotation, biological process: intracellular signal transduction. The record is from RefSeq and is a predicted model, not a curated record. Gene Ontology annotation, cellular component: cytoplasm. The transcript has 5 exons. Gene Ontology annotation, molecular function: protein phosphatase inhibitor activity.